This is a messenger RNA of Amoebophrya sp. A25, 1280 nucleotides long. The record is from the annotation of a GenBank genome assembly. Lineage: Eukaryota; Dinophyceae; Syndiniales; Amoebophryaceae.
AUGACAUCAACAUCGUGAGGAGGGAAAUUGUGCAGAACGUCACCAGAAGCACGAAACUGAGACGUCUAGGCUUCCUUCCGCGCAUUACCGCGACUGUGGUUCUGGUGUGCUUGUUCCAUGCCUGCUGUGCCUUGGAGGAAGAGAAGUCCGUCCCUGUUGCCAUCAACAACGCUCUUGCCCUAGCUGGAAAAGUACGGAACUACUUCGGUAAGCCCUCGGAGGCGCAAUCGCACAAGAAAACAGUAACAGAAGAUGAAGAGCCAGUGUUAGCGAGAAAGUUGGACGACAUGAAGAAGCCGACACCUGCGUCAAAGAAACGAGAUGAAGUGCCCCAAAAAGCGAAAAGUGACAAAACGAAGCAAACUAGAAAGUGGCUUCUGUUGCUUGCUUUUACCUGACGUGGUGCGUGUAUCUGCUCAACACUCGUGGUACGGAAAAUUCCAAACGCUCUCAGCAAUGCCAAUCGACUCAUGCGGGUCCACCACAAGUGUGACUGUUUCAAAAGAUCGCUUAAGAGUAUGUCGGUUGUUGGAAUCUACUUUCACUACUGACGCCGACGACCAGGAGAGUUUUUUCUGAAACAAAGGAUAGAUCGCAGCUUUGGAUGUUUUCCGUUGGUGUACAAGUGAAGGCUAGAACUCGCGCAAAGUUUGUGUGCAAUUGUAUAGCCAUCUAUCUCCAAGUAGGUGAACGCGAAAAUAGAUUCAAGGUACUCGCUUGCUGAGUAAUUGAAAAGUGAAAGCUUUUGGGUGUUUGAUUAACGUUAGUUUUUUGAACAGAAGAAAUACAAAUAGUUGAUUUUUUGAACGUUCCACCGAGCAAGUUACAGACAAAGAAUAAGUAAGAAAGGAAAAGGAAUGAAGUGGUUUUGCCUGCAAGCAUUAAGGUUCAAAGUAAAGAAGUAAAUAAGUGAGUGGGUAAAAGAAUAGAGAAAAAGAACGAAGGUCGUCCUGCAUUAAUUAAGCCAUGGUCUUCCAUAUGCUGCAUUUCACCACUAAAAUCUAAAUCAAAGACAUACGUAAUUAAAUAUUUUACAACAUGCUCAUGGCGGAACAGAGUAGGAGGGGACGCAUGACGACGAAGUUGAUCGUCUCUGUCUGAGUAAUGCUCUGCUCUCCUUAACGAGAACGAGGACCGAAGAGGUAAAGAAUAAGAAACUGGAGAGGCUUGAGACAGUAGGAGCGUGCCCCAAUAUGGCACGACUACACUCAUUGCCCUCCCUUUCCACUGAAGUCAUUGACUGACCAUCUUUCUUGUGCAGGGCCGGCGUUUGAGUCAAG